AUGGCGGAAAAUGACACUUAUGACUAUAUUGUUUGCGGAGGAGGAACAUCCGGCUGUGUGGUUGCUGGCCGUUUAGCGGAAAAUCCAGAGAUUAGAGUCUUGCUGCUUGAAGCUGGACAGCACAACAAAGAUCUUGAGAAUGUCCAUAUGGCUGGCGGGUGGUCGAAUAAUUUCGAUGCUGAGACCGAUUGGAACAUUGUCACCCCUCCCAUGGCAGGAGUCGACAAUCGCCAGGUGAAAUUGAGUCGGGGUCGCUUCCUCGGAGGAUCUAGUGGAUGCAAUGGAACUCUCUGUAUUCGAGGAAACAAGCAGGACUACGACGACUGGGGCUUGGAGGGAUGGAGCGGCGAGGAAUUUUUUGAGAGCAUGCGAAAGGUACGCCUGGUUCUAGCUGGAAUCUCCAUGAGAAUAAUCAUUGACAGUGAACAGUCAGAGACAUUCCACCCCAAGGGAUGGUUCCAAGCCGACAAAGCGAGCCAUGGCUAUUCCGGCCCUCUACAUACCGAACCGCACGACCUAGCGCCAAUUUCCCAGUUAUUGAUGGAAUCUUACGCCUCGCAAGGCAUGCCGCUACACCAUGACAUGUUCAGUACUGGAGAUGUUGCGCAAGGCUGUGGACAUGUUCCUCGUACAGUUUACAAGGGCCUUCGAAUCACAGGAGCUGAUUUUGUGACCAACAAGAAUCACCGUGGUAACAUCACCAUCAAGACUGACACCACGGUCGACAAGAUCAUUUUCAACAAGGCGAAUGAACUCCGUGCCUCUGGAGUGGCAACACAGACAUCAGAUGGUGUCUCCAGGAUUUACUAUGCUAAAAAAGAAAUCAUCAUCUCCGGAGGCGCAUACUGCAGUCCCGCGAUCUUACUUCGAUCUGGUAUUGGACCCCAGGCGGAACUUGCGCAGCACAAUAUUCCCUGUACAAUCAACCUGCCAGGAGUGGGCAAGAAUCUCAUGGAUCACCUGAUCGUAUUCAUGUUCUACGAAACAGAGAAGAAGGGCCUAACAAACGACUCCCACGUAUACCACGACGACAAUUUCAACACAACCUACCAACAAUGGAAAGAAAAGAAAAGCGGUUUCCUAUCAACAUUCCCAUUCGGUGGCUUCGCCUUCGCCAGACUAGACGACCGACUCAAAGAUUCUCCUCUCUGGCAAAAUGCCCCUCGAUCCCCUGGUCGGGAUCCCAUGGGGCUCACGCCCAAACAGCCCAAUAUCGAAUUCUUCAACACCGAAUGCUACGGCGGACCGAAGCAGUACGACCAAUUCCCAAUCAACCACCAGCACGCAUUCUCCAUGAUUGCGGAACUAUUCGCGCCUAAGUCGCGGGGCUCGGUGACGCUGAAAUCGGCGAAUGCGAUGGAGAACCCGGUCGUCGAUUGCAAUUAUCUAACUGAUCCGUUGGAUGUGCUGGUGCUUAGUGAGGCGUGUCGGUAUGCCAACGAGGUUGUGAUGCAGGGUGCUGGAACGAAGGAUAUUGUCAAGGGGUCUUGGCCGCCGAACUUGAAUCAUCAUACUUAUAAGUCGAGGGAGGAUUGGGUUCCCUAUGUGAAGGAGCAUGCUACUACCUGUUACCAUGCCGCGGGUACUUGUGCCAUGGGAAAGAAGGGUGAUCCUAUGGCUGUUCUGGAUGAAAAGCUGCGGGUCAGAGGUAUCGCCGGGCUGAGAGUCGCUGACUGCAGUGUUAUGCCCACGCUUCAUGGUGGUCACACUCAAAUGCCGGCUUACGGUAUUGGCGAGAAGUGUGCCGAUUUGAUUAAGGAGACCUGGCGAAUGGCGGGCAAUGUGUAUCCUCGCAUCUAA
Molecule: messenger RNA, 1800 nt
Organism: Penicillium salamii
Lineage: Eukaryota; Fungi; Ascomycota; Eurotiomycetes; Eurotiales; Aspergillaceae
Source: the annotation of a GenBank genome assembly